CAAAAGCAGAGAUAUAGAGCGAAUUUUCCCGCCAUUUCUGAGUCUUCCACUACUACGGCCACCAUUCUCCCCUCUAUCCCUCUUUCUCCACAUCCCGUCCGCACGACACAGACCGCCGCCGCCGCGAAGAUCUACGACGAUGGCGGAGGCGCCGAAAAAUAUGAAAUCCUCCGUGUCCGCCAGCCGGACCCCGAAGAGACGGCAAGCCCCCGUUUCCUCCCCGAACCAAAUCAUCGCACCCCAGACCCCGCAAAUCUCGACGCCAGUGACCUCCACCCUCCGACGAUCUGUCCGCUUCACAAUCUCCACGCCAAAAUCUCCUCCUACACCGCCUCCCCAGGCAAUUUCCCCACACUCCGCUGUCAAAACCCCGAAAUCUCGCCAGAUCGCGCUGCCCCAACUUUCACCCGCCGCCAUUUCCAUAAUCCCAGCAUCUCCGAAAACUACCGAACCAAGGAGGAAGAGGAAGCUUCCAGAAGAGAAACAGACUCCGGUCUCAGAGAAGAAAAGGAUCUCGAGGUGCAACAAAACUAGAAACGGUGGUCACAAAUCUAGGAGAAGGUCGUACUACAGAAAGGUGGUUUUUGAUGGGGUUGAGUUUUCGGCCGGCGAUGAUGUUUAUGUGAAGAGGAGAGACGACGCCAGCUCGGACAAUGAGGAGCCUGAGGUGGAGGAAUGCAGAGUGUGUUUCAAGCCUCCCGGGAGGCAGGUUAUGAUCGAGUGCGAUUUUUGCUUGUUUGGAUUUCACCUGAAGUGUGUGAAUCCUCCAUUGAGAGAGGUUCCAGAAGGGGAUUGGGUUUGCAAUUACUGUGAGGCGAAAAAAUCGGGGAAAAUGGUGGACUUUCCAGAGCCGCCCAAGGGGAAGAAGAGGGCUAGGACUGCUAGGGAGAAGUUGCUCUCGAGUGAUUUGUGGGCUGUGCGUAUAGAGAGUUUAUGGAAGGAAGCGGACGGUACUUACUGGUGUCGAGCACGGUGGUAUAUUAUUCCGGAGGAGACGGCUGUGGGCAGACAAUAUCAUAACUUGAGGAGGGAGCUUUAUCGCACUAAUGAUUUUGCUGAUAUUGAGAUGGCGUCCGUUAUUAGGCACUGUUAUGUUAUGGCUCCAAAAGAAUUCUCUGUUGCUGCCAAUGAUGGAGAUGAUGUGUUUCUUUGUGAAUAUGAAUACGAUAUAAAGUGGCAUAGCUUCAAACGUAUUGCAGAGAUUGAUAAUGAUGAUGAUGGUGAAGGAGCUGAAAAGGAUGACAACGAUGACGAUUGGGAUUCUUAUGAUGACUCAGAUUCUGCCUCAGAAGAUGACAUCGACUAUGAUGAUGAGACCAAAAUCAGUUCACUGGCUCAAGCCUCUUUAUCUCACCCAGUGGCUGCUUGCCUGGGAAGAUGCCUAUACAUUCAUGGUGUUCCUGGGACUGGCAAGACAAUGAGUGUGCUUGCUGUGAUGAGACAUUUGAAGUCCGAGGUUGAUGCGGGAAGCAUAAGGCCUUACUGCUUUGUUGAGAUUAAUGGUCUCAAACUGGCCUCGCCAGAGAAUAUAUAUAGUGUAAUCUAUGAGGGAUUAACUGGACAUAAACUUGGGUGGAAAAAGGCACUCAAUUUGCUAAAUGAGCGAUUUUCAGAUGAAAAUAAUCAUGCAAAAGAUACGAAGCCUUGUAUUCUUCUCAUAGAUGAACUUGAUCUUCUAGUAACCAGAAACCAGUCAGUUUUAUACAAUAUCCUUGAUUGGCCCACCAAGCCUAAUUCCAAAUUGAUUGUGAUAGGAAUAGCAAACACCAUGGAUCUUCCAGAGAAGUUGCUCCCACGCAUCUCUAGUCGUAUGGGCAUACAGAGGCUUUGCUUUGGACCUUACAACUAUCAGCAGCUUCAGGAAAUAAUUUCCAGUCGCCUCAAAGGGAUUGAUGCUUUUGAAAAACCUGCAAUUGAAUUUGCUUCAAGAAAGGUAGCUGCUGUUUCUGGUGAUGCUCGUCGUGCCCUGGAGAUCUGCAGGCGUGCUGCAGAACUUGCUGAUUACCAUGCUAAAAGAUCUCCACUUUCUAGCUCAGAUGCAGGCAGGACAAUGAUUUCAUUUCUUCUUUUCCAAUAUAAAAUAUUCAUUUCCAUGACGAAAGCCCAUAAGAAUAAUCAUAAUUUGAAAGUCAUGGUAGGUAUGGCAGAUAUUGAAGCAGCAAUAAAAGAGAUGUUUCAGGCUCCUCAUAUCCAGGUGAUACGAAGUUGCUCUAAACUGAGUAAAAUAUUCUUAGCUGCCAUGGUGCAUGAACUUUAUAAAACAGGAAUGGGUGAAACAACUUUUGAAAAGUUGGCAAUGACCGUCUCAUGUUUCUGCUCAAGCAAUGGAGAAAUGUUUCCAGGAUAUGAUACACUCUUGAAAGUCGGCUGCAAGCUUGGGGAAUGCAGAAUUUUAGUGUGUGAAGCCGGCUCACGGCACAAAUUGCAGAAACUGCAACUCAACUAUCCAAGUGAUGAUGUUACAUUUGCACUUAAGGAAAGCAAAGACCUGCCUUGGCUGACCAAGUAUCUCUAGAUUAGAAACUUCAGAUCGGAUAAUGGAUAUUUAUUCAUGAAUCCUGUUGUUGCUCUUAUUAUUUUUCCCUGUGUGUUGAGGUGAUUGCAAUACUUUGAGCUAGAGAACAAUUUUGAAUUUUUUUUCCCUCAUUUUUUCUUUCUUCCUCAAGGAAACAUAUAUGAUACAUGAUAUGGGCUGAACACAUUUAUUUGAACCGUAAAUUGGUGAAAGAUUUAUAGACGCUUCUGCUAUUGUUAACUUGAUUUUGGUUUCGCGUUCUCUGUGAGUUAUUUGUCCACAACUAACAUUCAUUACUGACCCGGAAAACAUUUGUUUGCUGA
This is a messenger RNA of Striga asiatica, 2838 nucleotides long. NCBI's taxonomy places the organism in Eukaryota, Viridiplantae, Streptophyta, Magnoliopsida, Lamiales, Orobanchaceae. The record is from the annotation of a GenBank genome assembly.